Messenger RNA from Pediculus humanus corporis (human body louse), 510 nucleotides. RefSeq names its product 60S ribosomal protein L11, putative. The transcript is spliced from 4 exons. Gene Ontology annotation, biological process: translation. The record is from RefSeq and is a predicted model, not a curated record. Bases 1 to 510 code for a protein of 169 amino acids. Gene Ontology annotation, cellular component: ribosome; cytosolic large ribosomal subunit. Gene Ontology annotation, molecular function: structural constituent of ribosome; RNA binding. NCBI's taxonomy places the organism in Eukaryota, Metazoa, Arthropoda, Insecta, Psocodea, Pediculidae.
AUGCGAGAAGUUAAAAUUCGUAAACUAUGUUUGAAUAUUUGUGUCGGUGAAUCUGGAGAUAGAUUAACUAGGGCUGCCAAGGUAUUAGAGCAGUUAACAGGUCAACAACCUGUUUUUUCCAAAGCGAGGUACACAGUCCGUUCCUUUGGUAUUAGAAGAAAUGAAAAAAUUGCUGUUCAUUGUACCGUAAGAGGUGCUAAAGCAGAGGAAAUAUUGGACAGAGGAUUAAAAGUAAAAGAAUAUGAAUUAAAAAGGGACAAUUUUUCCGACACUGGAAACUUUGGAUUUGGAAUCCAAGAACAUAUUGAUUUGAACAUUAAAUAUGAUCCAAGUAUUGGUAUCUAUGGAUUAGAUUUUUAUGUCGUUUUGGGAAGGCCAGGUUUUAAUGUGGCACACAGAAGGAGAAAGAAGGGAGUCAUUGGAUUCAGGCACAGGUUAACAAAAGAAGAUGCCAUGAAGUGGUUCCAGCAAAAGUAUGAUGGUAUAAUCUUGCCUGGAAGUAAAAAGUAA